AUGGCCAUCCACAGCGAGCCCCAGACCGGCGCCGGGAGCGAGGCGCCUGCCGGGCCCAAGGAGAAGCCCCACCUCGUCGUCGGCGCCGCCUCGAUCGCGGGACACACGCUGCCCCUGCUCGAGGUGGCGGCCGCGCUCAUCAAGCGCGGGUACACGGUCAGCUUCAUCACCAGCAAGGAGUUCGCGCCGCAGGUCGAGCGCGCUGGCGCCGAGCUCGUCCCGAUCCCGGACGCCCUGAGCGGCGCCGGGGCCGCCGCCGUGGCGGAGAGCCACGCCAUGACCCCGGGCAGCCCGGCCAUGAUCAAGCACGCCCUGCGCACCAUCUUCCUCGGCAGCAUCCCGGCGCGCCACGAGGCGCUGAAGCAACACCUCGAGCACCUGGCCGAGGUGCGGCCCGGGCAGCAGGUCAUCCUGCUGCUCGAGAUCUUCUUCCUCGGCGCCGAGGCGCUCCUGCACGGGGCGCCGCUGCCGCGCGGUUACGACCGGCUGCCGCGCACCAUCGGGCUCAGCAUCGCGCCGGUGCUGGUCCACUCUGUCGACACGGGCCCCGUCGGGACCGCGCUGCCGCCCGACUCGACGCCGUCGGGCCGGCUGCGCAACGCGCUGCUCAACAGCAUCUACGAGGGCCAGCUCGCCGACUUGAACGAGGAGCGGGCGGCGAUGCUGCGGGGGCUGGGCGCGACGCGCGACCCGACCGGCUGGCUCUUUGGCGACUGGUUCACGGCGGCCGAGGUGACGCUGCAGACGUGCGCGCCGUCGCUCGAGUACGAGCGCUCCGACCUGCCGCCGUCGAUCCGUUACAUCGGCGCCCUGCCGGCGCGGCCCGUGCCCGCGGGGCUGGCGUACCCGGCGUGGUGGCCGGAUCUGGACGGGAAGAAGGUGGUGGCGGUGGCGCAAGGCACGGUGGCGACGGACCCGCACGCCCUCAUCGCGCCGACGCUGCGGGCUCUGGCGGGGGGCCGCGGGGACGGCGACGGCGACGACGACGACGUGAUAGUAGUGGCGCUGCUGGGGGUCCGGGGCGCGUCGCUGCCGGCCGACGUCGAGGUGCCGGCCAACGCGCGGGUGCUCGACUACUUCCCCUACGAGGCGCUGCUGGCGCGGGCCGACGUCUUUGUGCAGAACGCGGGCUACGGCGGCGUGCAGACGAGCAUCAUGCACGGCGUGCCGCUCGUCGUGGCCGGCGUGACCGAGGACAAGGCAGAGAUGUCGAUGCGGGUCCAGUGCGCCGGCAUCGGCGUCAACCUGGCCACGUCGACGCCCACGAGCGAGCAGGUGCGCGCGGCCGUCAAGGAGGUGCUGGCCAACCCGGCCUACCGCCAGCGCGUGCUAGCUAUGAAGAAGGAGAACGAAGAUUUGGAUGCGUUGGCUAAGAUCGAGGCGCAGAUCGUCGAGUUUACGGAGUAG
Molecule: messenger RNA, 1407 nt
Organism: Gaeumannomyces tritici R3-111a-1
Lineage: Eukaryota; Fungi; Ascomycota; Sordariomycetes; Magnaporthales; Magnaporthaceae
Exons: 1
Coding region: 1-1407 (468 amino acids)
Molecular function (GO): UDP-glycosyltransferase activity
Source: RefSeq, a predicted model, not a curated record